Molecule: messenger RNA, 1108 nt
Organism: Diabrotica virgifera virgifera (western corn rootworm)
Lineage: Eukaryota; Metazoa; Arthropoda; Insecta; Coleoptera; Chrysomelidae
Product: retinol dehydrogenase 11-like
Exons: 3
Coding region: 44-1012 (322 amino acids)
Source: RefSeq, a predicted model, not a curated record
AGAUGUCACAAUUUGUUUAUUUAUUAUCCUAGUUGUCAAAAUAAUGGGUUACCUAGUUUAUUAUAUUUUUCCGACGAUUUUGAUUUUAGCGUUAAUACGAAAGUAUCGUGAAUCAAAAUGGGGUAAAUGUAUAAAUAACAUUCAAUUAGAUGGAAAAACGGUCAUUGUUACCGGUGCAAAUUCCGGCAUUGGUUUUGAAAUCGCCAAGGAAUGUGCCUCUAGAAAAGCACAAGUCAUUCUAGCAUGCAGAACUUUGAAAAAAGCCAAAGAUAGUUGUUUAUCAAUUCAACAGAAAAUUAAUAACGUUAUUGUCGUGCCAAUGGAAUUAGAUUUAUCUUCAUUAGAAUCAAUUAAGAACUUUACAAAUGAAGUAAAGAAAAACUUUAACGAAAUUCACAUUCUCAUAAACAAUGCUGGAGUACAUCAUCCUAACACAACAAGAGUAGAAACUAAUGACCAUUUUGAAAUUCAUUUUGGAGUGAAUUACUUAGGCCAUUUCUAUUUAACCAAUCUUCUACUGGAACAACUAUCUCUCCCCUCUGGAAAAAGUAGAGUUGUAGUCAUAGCUUCUUCUUUACACGAAAGAGGUGAAAUUAUUCUGGAUGAUUUGAACAGUGAAAAAAAUACUAGAAGAGCAAAUCUUUAUGCCAAUUCUAAAUUGGCAAAUAUUUAUUUUGCUCAAGAAUUAGCCAAUAGGGUUAAAGAGAAAAAUAUUAAUGUUUAUGCUUGUUGUCCAGGAUGGGUUUUCACUGGAUUAUUUAGACACACAAUUCGGUGGUAUCACUUUUUUAUAGUUGCUCCUGUUGCUUUUUUCUUUAUGAGGAGUCCCCAGCAGGGUGCCCAAACUCCAAUUUUUUGUGCUACGGAACCUGAGUUGGAGUCUGAGACAGGUCUUUUAUAUAGAGAUUGCAAACAUUAUAACAGUAAAAUGAUUUUUUAUGAGAAUAUCUCAAAAAAACUUUGGUCUGAAACUGAAAGCAUGAUUAACAAGGCUAUUGGUCAAACAGAAUAGAUAAAGACAUAAAAUAUCUGUUUAGCGGAUGAUAUUGCUAUCAUAUAGUUGUUAAAGUUAUUAGUUAUUUAUUAUUAAAGUAUUAGUUAGAUUGUU